CAAAGGUGAGCCUGUGGACAUAACUAGAUAUAUUAAGAUCAGGGGGGACUUGGCCUACACCGGUUGCACUAUAACCACCAGGGGCAUACAGAUAGACGCCAGCCUGCUCUCGAACAUGGUCGCUUCUAGAACCUCGCGGGAAGUGAUCCUGGAUACUUGCUGCAGGAUGGAGGGCCGCGUGGUCGGUGUGCGCGUUCGCGUGAUCGGCGAUGGCUUGUACGCCAAGUCCAAGCCUCACUAUACUUAUCUCUUGGACGAGGAAUCUUUCGCGCCGCAUUGGACGGCGAUCGAAACCAUCACGUUUGCCACCAAGCUUACUGGGCCUUCAACUGGAACAGCUCAAGUUUGAGAACCAUCGGCAGGAAACCACACGCAGCCGUUUAUCCCGAUUCUAGAACCCCACCCCACCCCCUUCUUUUCAAGGAACUGAGUAUGGCAAAGUCUCGGAAAGUUGUGGUGACUUGUGAUUUGAUCACAAAAAGAAGCAUCGGCUUGCAAACUCAUGACUCGAUUUCCAGCUUUGGAAUUCCUUCUGCU
Messenger RNA from Thermothelomyces thermophilus ATCC 42464, 537 nucleotides. RefSeq lists its product as uncharacterized. The coding region runs from base 116 to 349 and encodes 77 amino acids. The record is from RefSeq and is a predicted model, not a curated record. The transcript has a single exon. Lineage: Eukaryota; Fungi; Ascomycota; Sordariomycetes; Sordariales; Chaetomiaceae.